Mytilus trossulus (common blue mussel) is the source of this 1415-nucleotide messenger RNA. RefSeq lists its product as uncharacterized. Bases 143 to 1297 code for a protein of 384 amino acids. The transcript is spliced from 9 exons. NCBI's taxonomy places the organism in Eukaryota, Metazoa, Mollusca, Bivalvia, Mytilida, Mytilidae. The record is from RefSeq and is a predicted model, not a curated record.
GUUCUUGAAUGAACGAUUUGUUAACCCUUUUAAAUAUUGCUAAAUGACGUGUUGAAUUUUCCCGUAAUUUUACGUCCAUUAUUAUGACGUCAAUGUGGAGUAAACGUUUCGAAGUGCAAGUAAACAGGAAUAUUUACUAUCUAUGAGUGAAAAAAGACAUGUUUAUGAAAGGUUCCAUACCAUGUGGAUGAUGAAUUUGACAAUUGUGCUGUUGUUGUUGCUGGUUGGGUUGACAGAAAGGACACAUGCUGAAAAUACUGCAGUAGUUAAUGGAGAAGUAAACGCCGUAAACAGUGACAAUUGUCAAUUAACCUGUCAGUUACCGAAUUUUCUGAAAUCACUUUGUGAUCCAUUGAUAUCUCACCUUCAUUGCAAGAAAUCAAUGGUUGAGAAAACGAUAAAAAAAUUAACUACGGUUGAUAAAACCGUCCAAUGUUAUUGCAUGUGGCAUGCAGUUUUUAGGCAUGGACGAGUAGAUAAAAGUGUUUUUGCUAUGAUGGUUGACUACACGCCUUACAACAAAACAAAACAAAUGAGUGUUAGGUUGUCAACAUUGGGAAGAGAAUGUCAAGCUUUUAACGAUCAACUAUGUGUUGGAAGACUUAAAGACUCUAAGGAUGGAUUAUUUUCCAAAAAUGAUGGUUUGACCAAACUACUUGAUGAAAAUAAAAAACCAGCAAAGAAAGAUACUGGUAUAACACUGACCAAUGAAGAAGAAAUGAUAAUGUGGUUUGGAGUUGCUGGCGGUGCCAUUGUCUUCAUUAUUUGCAUAUUUUUUGUAAUCAGGCUAAACAAAGAUUCCUCUCCAAAAUCCCCGUAUGAUAAAGGCAGCCUUGAUGAUGGGGGAUUGUCACGAGACAAGCGGGACACCUGUUGUGACUCAUUUAUUGACAAGUUUAGACGUAACAGUAAAACAAGUGUAGCAGAAAAGGAAAAACUAUUACAACAGAGGGUAAUCAUCCAGAAAAAUCCAGUACCACAACCUCAUUCUUAUCCAUCAGGAAAAAAGAAGGACAAAAGAAGAAGCGAAAAGGAUAAAAAGCAAAUAGCAGGCGACGAUUGGAAUUCAAAGUCAACCCAGUGUGGUACAGUUGACUUUGAUGUGUCGCUGACAUCUUUCAGUGUGUCAACAGAGGACACACGAGUGAAGACUUUGACAGGAAUGAGAAUGGCGGAAAGUGAAUCUGAUGGAGAAGAAGCUAGACUGUUUCAUAGCUCAUUGAUGUAUGGUAACAAUGACACUCCUGAUAAAACAAGGAACAGAGUAAAGUCAACUUCAAGCUUAGUAUCAAAUUGAAUGCAACGUUUAAUCAUCAAAGAUAUGGAUAGCAAAAAAACAAUUAUGUUUUUAUUUUAAAGCAUUUAUACUACUACAAAAUAUAUGACGAAUUGUAUUAAAAUGAAUUUUUGAUCCA